Molecule: messenger RNA, 1122 nt
Organism: Fomitopsis serialis
Lineage: Eukaryota; Fungi; Basidiomycota; Agaricomycetes; Polyporales; Fomitopsidaceae
Exons: 1
Coding region: 1-1122 (373 amino acids)
Source: RefSeq, a predicted model, not a curated record
AUGCAUACGCCUCUAGACGCACCGCUUAGCCUCCUGAGCACGAACAACGUUCUGACGGACCUAAUCUUUGACAGGACCCCGGCCUGGGAAGAGAAAGGUUGGAUCGGCGUCCCAUUGGGCACCUCCAUGAGACCCCUUCUGAACCACCUCCGCCAAAGGUGCGCCGUCACCACCUUUGGCCGGAUAAAGAGUGACGAGAACUGGAAAACCCUAGAGCGCGCCCGUCAGGACGCGUCCACGACACCCCCACGAGCUUUCCGUCUAGCACCAACUCCCUCCGGGCCAACUGACCCCAGAUUUGAAUUGACCGGAGCGAAACUUAGCACCCUAACCCAAGCGCUUGCUUACAGGGGUGUCCUAGAGAGCCGAGGACAUGAGCUUAGACGACGAACAGGGGAGAACCUUGCCGCGGUAAUGGCGCACCGAGAGGAGGAUGAGGAACUUACCCACAGCUCCAUAUGGAUGAGCAUUAGGCAUCGCGACUUUAGUAGACCCUUUGCGGUCCUACUAUGGAAAAUGAUGCAUAGCGGCCUCAAAUGCGGACCAUACUGGAUUAAUAUUCAGGGAUACGAAGAUAGAGCACAGUGCGACCGCUGUGGGGCGGUUGAAUCUAUACAACACAUCCUCUUUGAAUGCUUAGCGACGGGCCAAUCACUAAUAUGGCUGAUAGUGCGUACCGCAUGGGUGAAGAAAAAAGCCCAGUGGACGGACCUAUCCCUCGAAGACGUCCUCACUUUAGGCCUCAAAGAAUGGAAAGACGAGAAGGGCCGGAUACGCCCAGGUGCGACGAGACUCUGGCGAAUACUUGUGUCGGAAGCAGUCCACCUUAUUUGGAAGCUACGAUGUGAGAGAGUAGUCGGCCAUGCAGAUGAUGAUGGCUGGGAACACCGCACAGCGCUCGUUGUAAACAAGCUGCAGUUUGCACUCAAUAACAGGCUGGCACUCGACGUCGAAGCCACGAAAAAGAAGUACGGGAACUCCGCCCUGACGCGGGACCUGGUCCAUGCGACAUGGAACGGAGUACUGCGAGACGAAGCAGCCCUCCCAGAAAAUUGGACUAAAUACACGGGUUUUUUAGUGGGUAGGACACCGGCACUACGAGUGAAUCUCGAACCGGACUGA